AGACUUUGCAUGUUCGAAAGUUCAUGCAAUCAGAAGGGGCCGGCUGCUUCUGGCCAAGAUGUAUCGAAUACAUCACUUUCGCCUUCGCCAUGUGCCCACAUACUCGCCGACAUCGAAAUCCUAGUACUGUAGUAAGGUUUGGCCUUGUUGAACCUACCGUGGUCCGUGGCAUCCUCGAGGCGGCGACCGGCAGAUUGCGAGUCUCUGAUUCUUCUGCAACCCUCAUUCCGGUCUCUCACCAACUUGAUUCGCUCGUCUCCUCCCACCAAACAUGGUAUCCCUUUGCACCGACCAGCGCCAGUACCUCGAUGCGCUUAUCGCAGAGCAUGGCGAGGGGAAGCUGCAGCAGUAUAUCAACGAGAAGUUCACGCCGACCAUCCUACGCCUGCGCAGCAUGUCCCCUGUCAAUGCGCACACCUGGAUCGAUCUCGAUGUCUACGUGGACUGGCUGAUCCAAGACUGUCAGAGGCGUGAUCGCGCUCCUAGUGCUCCUGAACACGAGCCUGCAACCGGAUCGCCCCCUGCUUACACUCCACCGUCUCCUGCCGCAGGGAGAGGUGAGAACGGCCAAAUGUUAAACAGAGGACUUGGUGCUCCCCCGCCGUCUUCCACUGCGAGAAGAGCUAGAAACAAUCGUAUAGCAUUCGGAGGACUCGGUGCUCCUCCUCCUCCUCGUCAAGCGCAAAGGACCCGAAACAUGGAGAACCGAACGCAAGCGCAACCUGUGUCGCCUCCAUACUUCCAGAUCUUCAUCAGGGGAGCGACAGACAGGACGAUUACGAUCUCUUCUCUGACGAGCAGCGCCACGGUAGAGAGCUUAAUGAGCCUCCUAGAGGAGAAGACAGGUAUAUCGCCGUGUCAGCAACGCCUCAUCUUCCGAGCAAAGCAAUUGGAAGAACACCGAACCCUAGAGGAUCAUGGCAUUCAAUCUGAAGAUACGAUCAACUUGGUCCAGAGGCUGCGAGGCGGUAAACCAAUCAUCUAUCUCUUCUCUCCGCGUCCCGUCGAGGCGAUCGUCCGGCUGUCCCUGACUCACGACUGGUCCCUCUCGGCUAUCUACCCCAUCGUCCCCAUCGCGAACAAAGACGGAGGCCAGGCGCUGGAGUGGAAGGUACAGACUAGGCCGGAUGGCACGAUUCGCGAGAUCAACACCGGGCUGGACGUGUCGUACCUGUUUUGGGAAGCGCUGACCAACAAGGUCGUAGACAGCCCGCCUUCGUCUCCCGCCAUCGGGCAGGCGCGCGAAGUGUUCCGGCCUGGGAUGACGGGCGUCUCCAAUGAGAACUCAGUCAUUCUCCCCGUUGCAGAUAUCACGCCGUACCUCGACAAGGCGCUCGCGGUGCUCGGACUCCACGUCGAAGCGCGCACUUCGUUCAUAACCUACUGGCUUCCCGAUAUGCUGAAGCACACCCACGUCGCCCUUCGCUUCCUCGACCAAGUCUCUUACGCGCACGCUGCGCCACUGAACGUGUCGCCGAAGCCCGACGUUGUGACCCGCGUCUUCAUGCUCUUCCGAGGCGUGAAGGAGGUCGAGCUGGGCGAGUGGGAGGGCGCACAGGCGAAGGCGGCGGAAGCGGUCGAUAUGUGGCGCGAGGUAGUUGGGGUGAACUUGGAGGAGACGCUCGAUGAGAGGCUUUUCAGAGUGAUUGAAUGGGGUGGGAUGGAGGUUUUCCAUUGAUUGAGGGCAAGCCUCGAUUUCGUGGUAUCAAACUUGCGACAUCGUCUGCUAGGAUCCCUCUCAGUUCUGUAUCCAGUACCCUCGUACCAUAUCCUUUGUAUCGUCAUCAUCCUUGAAUUACCUCCGAAAUCCAACUUUGUAGGUCCAUCCCACGUGUAUCACGCGCCCCAUGGGGAAAUUGUGGGGAAACCAACAUUGCAUCAUCGCGCC
Messenger RNA from Schizophyllum commune H4-8, 1888 nucleotides. RefSeq lists its product as uncharacterized. NCBI's taxonomy places the organism in Eukaryota, Fungi, Basidiomycota, Agaricomycetes, Agaricales, Schizophyllaceae. The coding region runs from base 272 to 1678 and encodes 468 amino acids. Gene Ontology annotation, cellular component: cytoplasm; nucleus. Gene Ontology annotation, biological process: protein ubiquitination; modification-dependent protein catabolic process. The record is from RefSeq and is a predicted model, not a curated record. The transcript has 4 exons. Gene Ontology annotation, molecular function: ubiquitin protein ligase binding; protein tag activity.